This is a messenger RNA of Scedosporium apiospermum, 1866 nucleotides long. Its product is annotated as Histone deacetylase 1. Lineage: Eukaryota; Fungi; Ascomycota; Sordariomycetes; Microascales; Microascaceae. Gene Ontology annotation, molecular function: histone deacetylase activity. Bases 1 to 1866 code for a protein of 621 amino acids. The record is from RefSeq and is a predicted model, not a curated record. The transcript is spliced from 3 exons.
AUGUCUUUAACCGGACCUUUGGGCUCGGUAGCCCUCAAUGACGGAAGAUCUGGUGCUCCUCGAAAGGUCGCAUACUUCUACGACGAUGACAUUGGCUACUAUGCCUACCCAGUCGGUCACCCGAUGAAGCCUCAUCGAAUCCGACUUGCCCAUAACUUGAUCAUGCAUUAUAACCUCUACAGACAUAUGGAAGUAUAUCGUGCGAAGCCAGCCACGAAGAUGGAAAUGACACAAUUCCACACGGACGAGUACAUUGAUUUCCUCCAAAAGGUCACCCCAGACAACAUGGAUGCGUACCAAAAAGAGCAGGGCAAGUAUAACGUGGGAGACGACUGCCCUGUUAUUGACGGGCUCUUCGAAUUUUGCGGUAUCAGUGCGGGCGCUUCGAUGGAAGGAGCCGCAAGACUUAACAGACAGAAGUGUGACAUUGCAGUGAAUUGGGCAGGAGGUCUCCAUCACGCUAAGAAGAGCGAAGCAAGUGGCUUCUGCUACGUAAAUGGUUUGUCUCCUUUAUCCCCCCACUUCCUCCUCUUCGCGGCACGAGAUAUUAACAUUUCGGCAGACAUCGUUCUCGGUAUUCUCGAGCUUCUUCGAUUUAACAAGCGCGUACUCUACAUCGACAUUGAUGUCCAUCAUGGCGAUGGUGUCGAAGAAGCUUUUUAUACUACGGACCGAGUCAUGACCGUGUCCUUCCACAAGUAUGGAGAGUACUUCCCGGGUACUGGUGAGCUGCGCGAUAUCGGUAUUGGCCAGGGAAAGCAUUAUGCUGUCAACUUCCCUAUGCGCGACGGUAUCACCGACAUGUCGUACAAGUCUGUCUUCGAGCCCGUCAUCUCUGGAGUGAUGGAGUUCUUCAGGCCCGACGUCGUUGUUCUCCAAUGCGGUAGCGACAGCUUGUCCGGUGACCGUCUCGGAUGCUUCAACCUCAGCAUGCGCGGACAUGCAAACUGUGUCGGGUUCGUCAAGAGCUUUAACAAGCCGACUUUGGUCGUCGGCGGAGGCGGUUAUACUAUGCGCAACGUAUCCCGUACGUGGGCUUACGAGACUGCUGUUGUCCUGGGCAAGGCGCACGAGCUGGACCCCAACAUUCCGUAUAACGAAUACUACGCCUACUAUGGUCCCGAUUUCCAGCUGGAUGUGCGACCUUCCAACAUGGAGAAUGCCAAUAGCCCCGAGUACCUCGAGAAGAUCAAGGCGGCGGUAAUGGAGAACCUACGACACACAGUCCCCGUCCCAUCAGUCCAAAUGCAGGACAUUCCCCCGUCGUUCGGCGCCAUGACGGACGAAGAGGAGGCCGAAUUGGAUGAUCUCAACGAGGAUAUGAACAAAGACGUUCGGGUCACCCAACGCGACACCGAGAAGAGGAUCGUUCACGGUGCCGAGUUUGAGGACAGCGACGAUGAGGAAGGCGCCAUUAGGCCUAACGGCACGCGAGCCGGCGCCAAGCGACAGUUCACCGACUUUAAGAACGACGACGGUGCAGCGGAGAGCGGAUCGGCCACCCCCGCUAACCAAUCUACGACGGCUGCGGAACCCGCCGAAGUCGAGGACCCCGACGUCACCAUUGAGGAUGCCAGUAUCAGCGCCCCCGCCCCCGCGGCGGCUGAGGACAAGCCCGCUAGGGCCGGUAGCCCACCCAAGAAGACAAAGACGGAGGAUGAGCCCGCGGCGGCUGCCGAUGCCGCUAUAUCGGACAAGGACGACACCGAGAAGGAGAAGGAGAAGGAGAAGGGAGCUGAAGCGCAACAUCCUGAAGCUGACAAGGAGGACAAGCCCGCUGAGAAGGAAGCCGAGAAGCCAGUAGACGCUGACGGGGACAUUGGCAUGGAGGACGCCAUUGUUAAGAAGGAGGAUGACAAACAAUGA